AUGCCGUACAAACUUCCAUUUCGUGUGAUACAUGUGUCUGGUCAGGAUGAUAAUUAUAAAGCCAGUGAAUUAAAUACUCAUGGUCCGUUAACCAAGGGUUGGCAAUCAUCAAGAUUUUGUUUGUAUCCACAAGAUAUUGUGAUCCAGUUAAAUUUUCGAUCCAGAUUACGGAAAAUUCAAAUUUUAGCUCAUCAAUAUCUUAUAUCCACCAAGAUUGAGUUUUUUGUGGGUGAUGUACCAGAUGGAAUAAAACCAACGUUAGAAAACGCCAGAUAUACCAGACUAGGUUAUGUAGCUCUAUCAGACAACGAAAAGACGGGAUACAAGGCGAGGGAGUUGAAAUCUGUCCACGUCGACGCCCAUGGUGUGUUUCUGAAAUUAAAUGUACAUAAGAAUCACAUUAAUAAGUACAAUCUAUAUAACCAGGUUGGAUUAAUAGCAAUAAAUGUGAUUGGUGAAAAUGUGGAACCAAGAAAAAUUGAUAUAAUGGAUCCUGUAGAUGGCAGAGAAAUUAUUUGUCCAAUGUAUAAAACAAAUAAAAUCUAUCGUAUUUUCAGACCUGAUUAUAUUUCACCGUUAGACGACUUGGCAUUUGAUAUGUACCAAGAUCCAGAAAUAGCUCAAAUCAUUAGAAAACUUGAACGUAAAAAACAAGAAGCAGUGUUACAAGAACGAUAUGAUUAUGCGAAGAAGUUAAAGAUUGCUAUUUCUGAACUACAAACAAUUGGAGAAAAACUAGGAAAAAUGGAGAUUGAGAAACGACAAGCAGUAGAAAAUGAAGAUUAUGAUAACGCUCAAAUUAAGAAAAUCAAAAUGGACGAAUUGAGGCUACAGAGCUAUAAAGACUUCCAUGUUAAUGAUCUACUAGAACUUUCUGGGGUAAAACCAAUACGCCAGCCGACCCCACCUCGUUUAUUGGAUAACCUUUAUCAUACAACUCCACCACAAACACCACCUCGUUACGAUGACAGACCACUACCCUCUCUAGCAUUUACUAACCCUGCUAUAUUAUUUAUUAGACCUAAAAAUAAAGAUAGUAAACCCAGUCCAGCUAGUGUAGUAGUAGAUCCCCCUGCUAAACCUGUAACCCCGUACGAAGAUCGGCCUUUACCAGUUCAUCAACACAAACAAUCAGCUCUAGCUGAUGAUCAGCCAACAGAUACAGAAAAUGGGUAUAUUGAAAUAGUUAAUCUGUCUAUUACAGGAGAAGCUGAACCAAUGACAGAAAAAGAUUUACGAGAUGCCUCACAACCUAUUGAAGUUUUUGGAGAACCGUUGGUAUCCAAAGCUUACUCUAAAACCUGGUCAUAUCGAGAAGAUGCUUUAUUAGCCGUAUAUAAGAGGAUGACAGAGUUAUCUCCCUCUACACCGAAGGAUGAAGCUCGUUAUAUGAUGAGGGCAGCCAUUUUCCUCGUCAAGAGAGCCAUUGAUGAUAAAGUAUAUGCAGUUUUUAAAGCAGCAAUUCAUCUAUUACGCAUGAUAUUAACUGAAUUUGUGUCUCAAUUCAAGAUACCAAAGAGUGAUAUUACUACAGCUGUAGAAAGAACAAUGCCUAAUCUAUUACAUAAAGCAGGAGAUACAACUGCAAGAAAUCGAGAUGAUGCCAAGUCAUUUAUUCUGGAAACAGCCAACUUUGCUGAUGUCAAGCCCACACAUAUUGUACCCCAUGAGUUAGUAAAACCAUUUAAAAUGACGAUAGCUCCAAGAAUUGGACAGAGUCAUGUGGAGAUUGUGGAGGCCCUGUAUAAAGAUCAUGGUCUUAGAAAUAGUGGUUUGACAGUUGAAAAUCUGAUGCCAUUUUGUGUGGAGGUCUUAAACCACCAUUCUGCCGAUGUUCGUGACCCAGCUGAGAGAAUUAUUAAAAUGUUAUAUAAAGAUGUAGGUCCCCCAGUAAAAGACUACCUCCCACCUGAUGAUGACAGAUCCAGAAAAAUUACUCUCUGGAGACAACUGUUUGAAUACUUUGAUAAAGUUGAUGGUAAACCUACAAAAGAUGAUGUUAGGAGAUCUGAAGCUAAAAAAGAAAGUGAGAAACAAGCUGAAAUAGAAGCUCUACAGAAACAGUUACAACAGUUGAAAGACAUGCAAUCUGGGAAAGCAAAGAAAGGAGGAAAAACUCCCAAAGGUAAAGCAGCCAAUCCACCUGGUAAACCUUCUACUCCAGAAGAAGAUUUUAACAUUGAUAAUGUGUGUAUAUUCUGUGAUGAAAGAAACCCAGCGUUCACUGAGGAAGGACUGGACGUCCAUUACUGGAAGAAUUGUCCCUUGUUGAAACGUUGUAAUACCUGUCGACAGGUGGUAGAAAUUGUAAGUUAUACCGAUCAUCUACUGAACGAAUGUCAAGACAAGGGCAACUUUAAAAAAUGUUCCAGAUGUACAGAAGCCAUACCUAAAAAAGAAUAUGAUUCACACGUGAAAAACAAAUCUUGUACACCGGCAAAAUCCAACAUGACCCACUGUCCCCUGUGUCAUCUAAACAUUCCCCUGGGGGAUGAGAACUGGAAGAAUCAUCUGCUAUCUAAAGAUGGAUGUAAACAAAAUAGUCGAAGAGAACUCUUAUUCAGCAAACAGCCAGCCGGUAGGUUUACUCCAGGAGUUGAUUAUGGCAGAAUUUUGGAGAGGUCCCUUGGUUUUUUAAGCAAUUGA
Molecule: messenger RNA, 2646 nt
Organism: Lottia gigantea (owl limpet)
Lineage: Eukaryota; Metazoa; Mollusca; Gastropoda; Lottiidae
Exons: 22
Coding region: 1-2646 (881 amino acids)
Cellular component (GO): cilium
Source: RefSeq, a predicted model, not a curated record